AUCUCUGUGUCCCGAGGAAUAUUAUCGCGAACAGAUAGAUUCGGUGGAAAUGGAUAUACGAUUCUCACGAUUCAAAAUGUAACCGAGCAAAUUAAGCCACAAGGAGGUUUUUGGUUGCAUGUUCAGCACGAUGCAUUCUACGAGCAACACAAUUUAAGCAUGAGCAGUUUUCUAGUAUCAGUUUCAAGAACUGUUUCCAUUGACUUCAUCUCUUCUCCUGAAGUGAAUUUCUUUAAGAAAAUUACUGGCCGUUUCAAGCGUAAUGGGCCGAGUUUUGUGUUUCAGUUUCUUGGGAAAGAAGAUUUCGAGCCGACAACAAACCGAACCUACGGUUCUAUCUUGAGUAACUUAGGUUUUGUCAAGACGUUUGCUUCAAAGAUUCUUGUUCCCAAGUCGUACAUAUUUCCACUCGAUGACAAGCAGUACUUGCUUCCUCCUACAUCAUUAGUUCAAGAUGCUCACAAAGCAGGAUUAGAAGUAUAUGUGUCAGGUUUCGCAAAUGAUAAUGAUCUCGCUUAUAACUAUAGUUACGAUCCAGUGUCGGAGUAUCUAUCUUUUGUGGACAAUGGUGAUUUCUCUGUGGAUGGUGUGAUCUCUGAUUUUCCCAUGACUGCAUCUGCAUCAAUUGACUGCUUCUCCCACAUUGGCAGAAACGCUACAAAACAAGUGGAUUUUCUUGUUAUAUCAAAAAAUGGUGCGAGUGGGGACUUUCCUGGAUGUACAAACUUGGCAUAUGAGAAAGCAAUCAAAGAUGGUUCUGAUGUUAUUGAUUGCUCGGUCCAAAUGUCCAGCGAUGGUACACCCUUUUGCUUAAGUUCAAUAAAUCUCGAGGACAGCACAAUGGUCACGCUAUCUCCCUUUAUGAACCGUGCCACAAUUAUUCCUGAGUUUAGUUCAGUUGAUGGAAUAUGCACUUUUAGUCUCACUUGGCCUGAGAUCAAGAAUUUGACUCCUUUCUUUCUCCCAUCUUUUUGUGCUGCUUCUAUUUCAAACCGUUACCAGAGUCCUUACAAUAUGUUUAGGAAUCCGAAUGAGAGAAAUUCAGGGAAGCUUAUUUCGCUUUCUGAGUUCCUAGAAUUAGCAAAAAACUCCACUUCUCUCUCCGGUGUUUUGAUCAGAGUAGAGAAUACAGCAUACUUGAGAGUCAAGCAAGGGCUCGACGUGGUUAAAGCGGUUCUCGAUACACUCAUAGAAGCUGGUUACAAUAAUGGAAAAACAGCAUCAAAGGUUAUCAUUCAGUCUACGGACAGCUCGGUUCUACUUGAUUUCAAGAAGCAGAGCAAGUACAAGACUGUUUACAAAAUUCAAGAAUUCAUCCGUGAUAUAAGCGAUUAUGGUAUCGAAGAAAUAAAAGAAUUCGCUAAUGCUGUUGUCAUCAACAAAGAUUCUGUCUUUCAUUACUCUGGUUCGUUUCCCAAUGGGCAAACCAAUGUUGUGGAGAGACUACAGAAAUCUCAGCUCCCGGUUUAUGUGGAACUGUUUCAGAAUGAGUUUGUCUCUCAACCAUAUGACUUCUUCAGUGAUGCAACUAUUGAGAUAAACACAUAUAUCUCUUUAGCCGGUAUCAAUGGAAUCAUCACCGAGUUCCCUUUCACAGCUGCAAGAUACAAAAGGAAUCGAUGUAUGGGCAGAAAAGAAACGCCACCUUACAUGGAACCUGUUAAACCCGGAGCCCUCUUAGCCUAUAUGAGUCCUCAGUCCUUACCUCCAGCCGAAGCUCCAAACCUAAUUAUCACAGAUGCUGAUGUCAUUGAGCCACCACUGCCUCCGGUUACAGAAAAAGUCCCAACCUUACUUCCAGGAGCUUCAACCUUGGCUCCAGGAGCCCCAUCAACCAAUGCACAAGCACCUAGCGGACAAAUACGACUCGCUAUAUCUCUUGUCCUCUUUGUCUUUUUCCCUUUCUCUUCUACUUAUUUGAUCUCAUCUCCUCUCUGUUCAUAAUUCUUCAGCCCUCGUAAAUAUAUUCCUGUGUGACUCAGUCAAAUCUUAACAGUCACAGCCAU
Camelina sativa (false flax) is the source of this 2006-nucleotide messenger RNA. NCBI's taxonomy places the organism in Eukaryota, Viridiplantae, Streptophyta, Magnoliopsida, Brassicales, Brassicaceae. The record is from RefSeq and is a predicted model, not a curated record.